Fusarium subglutinans is the source of this 1470-nucleotide messenger RNA. RefSeq lists its product as uncharacterized. The coding region runs from base 1 to 1470 and encodes 489 amino acids. The record is from RefSeq and is a predicted model, not a curated record. NCBI's taxonomy places the organism in Eukaryota, Fungi, Ascomycota, Sordariomycetes, Hypocreales, Nectriaceae. The transcript has a single exon.
AUGGCCAGAACUCGACUCCAAAAGUCUACAACGGACUACUUUUCAAAGCUCUCUCCCGAUAUCCUGCGCUUCAUAUUUGCAUAUUUCUGCCCCCACUGUUGCAACGAGUAUCAGUGGCCCUUUGGGGCGCCGCCAGAGCCAAAGAGAGUUGAAUAUGACACGACCUCGUACAAUUUAUGUCUGGUCUCGCGGUAUUUUCGACCCUUUGCCCAAGAAGUAUUACACCAUUCCUUCGAUCCCUAUUAUACAACUUGGGACGUCCCGAAUCCGUGGGAGCGACGGCUUGAGCCAUUCCUUCAGACCAUUGCUUCUCGUCCAGACCUAGCUCGCGCUGUCAAAACUGUCUUUUUGAAAAACCGCUUGGUUGAAUCACUAGACUUUGAUCAAAGUCGAAAAGCUUUCGAUACUUGUGCACGUACCUUUGGAAGCAGUGCCCAAGACCUCUAUCACAAAAGCCACAGUACUCGCUCUUCUGCCAUAAAACGAGCUUUUCUUCGAGGGACACGUCCUCCUAAAUACAUGAGGUCGCGAGAUUUCAUCCCCAUAGUCGCAGGCCAACUUCUGUCCAUUCUGGUGGCUAUCCUCCCGAACCUUGAUCACAUUAGUAUUGAAGAAGAUCGCCGGUGGCGGUUCGAUGUAUCACCUGCUACCUUCGACGUCCUGGGCGUCAGCUCUAUUACUCUCAAGAUACUUGAGACCGAAUAUGCUCUCCCAAACUUACUUGCCCGGACGCCGGAGCUUGAGACCUUGGUUACUUCUGCGUCAGGCGAGUUCCCCAAUAUGCCUUGCUUACGAAAACUUCACAUCCGAUCCAAGAACGUCGUUCCCGCCCCUGCCAUAGACCACAUUCUAUCAGCUUGUACCGGUACUCUAUCCACAUUCUCUUACACUUCGUUCGACUCUGACGUCCUGGGCGUGGUGAACCUCCUCGACGAGCCAAGGUUUCACACCAGCCUUGAGACUCUGCAUCUUAACAUGCUAAACACCGGUAGCCAAGGUGAUCACAAAAUACCCAGCUUAAAGCAAUUCGCCCAACUCAAGAGACUCUUCCUCCCCACAUACCUUCUAUACGGCCCGAAAUACCCCACCUGUUGCCGGGGGAAAUGCAAGGUCAAGUCUCUUGUUGACAUCCUUCCGUCUAGCAUCAUCUCUCUUGAUCUCUCGGAACGGACGCAGACCCCAAAUGGCCCUAUGUAUGAUGAUCUGCUCAUCUUAUCCAAGGAUGUGGCUUUCACCUUCCCGCAGCUAAAAGAGAUUCGAAGCAAUGCUGAUCAUGUCUGCGAUGAGUACCCUCAGGCUUUGCUCAAGAGCGUUGGGGUCGACCUCAUACAUCAGGAUCUGAACAUAUGUUGCUGGAUAGACACAGUUGUUAGGAUCUUGGGCUCGGGGGAUUGUUAUCAUUAUGAUGAAUUUGGAUGUAGCGGUGGCGGUAUGCCUUUGCCUAGUGAAUUGUCGGAUGAAGAUUUGUGA